Molecule: messenger RNA, 3487 nt
Organism: Labeo rohita (rohu)
Lineage: Eukaryota; Metazoa; Chordata; Actinopteri; Cypriniformes; Cyprinidae
Gene: ece1
Product: endothelin converting enzyme 1
Exons: 18
Coding region: 434-2734 (766 amino acids)
Biological process (GO): peptide hormone processing
Cellular component (GO): plasma membrane
Molecular function (GO): metalloendopeptidase activity
Source: RefSeq, a predicted model, not a curated record
UCACGUAUGUUCAUCAAGUCCUCUCUCCUUCCUGUUUUUCACAAGUUCCUGCCUUUUCACUGACGCUAGUGUUGUCGCAGACUGGAAGGAGUUCAAGCUUCCCAGGAAUCUCUUGUUUAGGAUUCCUAACUUAAAGGAGAGCUGAGUAGAGAGCUUUGAAACUCCCAACACGUUUGUUGUGGAGAUCGAGCUGACCAUGCUUUGGAGCUUAUUUCCUAGGUGUAGCUAACGUUGGGGGGUUGGAAAUUUGGCUUGGGAUGAGGUGAAAGGGGGGUGGAAGAGGAAAUCCCAUUCACACAGAUCACCCAGCACUCUGAGGCGAGAGUUUUCUCUAGUCCUUGGGGAGAACUAACUUCACAGUCAUCUCCUGAUGGAACUCAGGAGGAUAAACGUUCACAGGAUUCCCAAAAGCUGCUGAAGAUUUUGUUUUAUUAUGGAAUCGCUGAGGGAAUCUAUACUUCAUUUAACAUUUCAGAUGUCAACAUACAAACGGGCCACACUGGAUGAAGAGGAGCUGUUGGACACCGGCUCCGAUGGGAUAUACCACACCUCUACCAUGCAGGUGGGGCUCCAGCGUGGUCUGGGUCUCCGGUGCUGGGCGGAGAAAACCCACGUUGAGAGGAAGCUAGUGGUCGUCGUGUGCGCUCUGUCUGUGGCCCUGUUCAUCUGCAUCAUGACUUUGGGUCUGCACUAUAAAGAAUCUCAUCCGGGAAUGUGCCUGUCAGAGCCUUGUGUUAGUGUAGCAAGUGCGGUCUUGGGGGCUCUUGAUCGCUCAGUGAACCCCUGCCAAGAUUUCUACAACUUUGCAUGUGGGGGUUGGAUGAGGAAAAACCCGCUGCCUGAAGGAAAGUCCCGUUGGGGUCCUUUCAGCAACCUGUGGGAACACAACAUGGCCAUCAUGAAGAACUUAUUAGAGAAUACCAGCAAUAAGAGCCUGAGCAAGGCAGAACAAAAAGCCCAGUGGUAUUACCAAGCUUGUAUGAACGAGAGCAAAAUUGAAGCACUUGGGGCAAAACCACUUCAGGAUCUCAUCAAUCAGACAGGAGGUUGGGGCUUGAAAGGCCCGUGGGAUAAAGAUAACUUCCAGGAGGUUUUACGGACUGUGUCCGCCAACUUCCGAACUUCCCCUUUUUUCACUGUUUUUGUCAGCACAGACUCAAAAAGCUCCAACAGCAACAUCAUCCAGGUGGAUCAGUCAGGAUUGGGACUUCCCUCCAGGGAAUACUAUCUCAAUAAGACAGCCAAUGAAAAGUAUUUAAAAGCAUACUUAAACUUCUUGGUGGAGCUCGGGAUCCUUUUGGGCGGCUCAGAGGACACCUCUCAGAAGAUGAUGCAGGAAAUCAUAGACUUUGAAACAGCCCUGGCCAACAUCACAGUCCCUCAGGAAGAGCGGCGUGACGAGAUGAAAAUUUACCAUAAAAUUCAAGCCAAAGAGUUAGCUACAUUGGCUCCUGCGGUCGAUUGGAUGCCUUUCCUCUCCGCAGUGUUCGCCCCUGUCGCCCUAAAUGACUCUGAACCCGUGGUUGUGUACGCUAAAGAAUACCUCCAGAAAGUUUCAGAGCUCAUCAGCGACACCAGCAAGAGUGUCUUGAAUAACUACAUGAUCAUGAAAGUGGUGCGGAAAAUGGUGUCCAUCUUAGACCAGAAGUUUCAAGAUGCAGAGCAGCGCUUCCUUGAAGUCAUGUAUGGCACCAAGAAGAGCUGCAUGCCACGCUGGAAACUUUGCGUCAGUGACACGGACAGCGCUCUGGGCUUUGCUCUCGGGGCGCUCUUUGUCAAAGCUACUUUUUCCGAAGACAGCAAAGAGUUUGUUGAAGAUAUGGUCUCUGAGAUCAAAUGGGCCUUUGAAGACAGCCUGAAGACUGUCGGCUGGAUGGAUCCCGAGACAAAAAAAGCAGCCAAAGAAAAGGCAGAUGCAAUAUACAACAUGAUUGGUUAUCCAAAGUUUAUUAUGAACCCUAAAGAGCUGGACAAGGUCUUUAAUGACUUUGAUGUUGUUUCAGAUCUUUAUUUUCGAAACGUCAUGAAUUAUUACAACUUCUCUGCACGGGUCACUGCUAACCAGCUGAGAAAAGCCCCCAACAGAGAUCAAUGGAGUAUGACUCCACCUACAGUUAAUGCCUACUACAACCCCACAAAGAAUGAGAUGGUACUGCCAGCAGGCAUUCUCCAGGCUCCCUUUUAUAACCAUGCUUGGCCAAAGGCAAUGAAUUUUGGUGGUAUAGGUGUGGUUAUGGGGCAUGAGCUGACCCAUGCCUUUGACGAUCAAGGAAGAGAGUAUGACAAAGAUGGGAAUUUGCGUCAGUGGUGGCAAAACUCUUCAGUGGAGGCUUUUAAACACCAGACGCAGUGCAUGGUGGAGCAGUACAGCAACUACAGUAUAAAUAAAGAACCUCUGAAUGGAAAACACACUUUGGGAGAGAAUAUUGCUGACAACGGAGGCCUGAGGGCAGCUUACAAGGCCUAUAUAAACUGGAUCGAGAAGAACGGGGAGGAGGCCACUCUGCCUGCCCUCGGAAUGACCAAUCAUCAGCUGUUUUUUGUGGGAUUUGCUCAGGUGUGGUGCUCAGUUCGCACACCUGAAAGCUCUCACGAGGGCGUUAUUACUGACCCCCACAGUCCGUCACGGUUCCGGGUCAUCGGCACCAUCUCCAAUUCCCAUGAGUUCUCUACGCACUUUGGCUGCAAGGCAGACUCGCCCAUGAACCCCAAACGCAAGUGUGAGCUGUGGUGACACUGACUCAUGACGGGGGACUGAACCUGGAGCAGUUAUCGCUCAAAAAAAAUCCCAAACAUCCAUCUCAGGUUGCCAAAUCUAGACUGCCGAAAAGCUGGUGGACUUAUAGCGGACUACUAUUUUCCAGCUAUUAUUUUCCCCUUUAUGAGGAAACGGUGUAAAUAGUGACUCCAUGAAAGUCUAUAUAAUGGAGAUUUAUUCUUGCAAUCAUUCAAAACACUGGAAGUUACUGGUUAAAUGUAACGAGAGAGAAGGAAUUGUCCUUUCUGCAAAUACGUUUUCUUGGAAUAUGUGCCUUUUUAGCAAAAGCUUUUAUUUUUCUAACGGGAAAUAUUUAUGUUCUCUGUAUGACGUUGCUGGUGGGAUUUUUUUUUUUUUUUUUAGUCUGUAAUGUUUGCCAAUUCUUGCACAACACAUUGUGCAACACUGUUAAAAAAACUUUGCUCACAUUUUGAUAGAUGGUUAAGUUUUCUACAGAGUUUUCUACAAGACUGUUCCAUCAUGUCCUACUUGUUGAAUUUGCCUGUACCAUAGGAACUUGGUAAAAUGAUUAGCUUAUAUAAUUCAUCAGUGUCAUUUAAUGUCACAUGAAGAAUAUGUGAGCAAUAUUUCAACUGGGUUUACUGCUGUUGGACCACUAUACAAGAAAGUACCUUUAAAGCUGCAAAUAUGAGACUUGCUGGAAAAAUAUUUUUAUUACACACAGAUUCAAACUGCCCUUCUACCCUCAAAAUAAAUAGAAAAGGUGGG